AUGGAUGGUAACUUGAUUAGUAUCAUUUCUAUGUUCCCAUCUGUGGUAAAUGUGCUUCAAAUAAUUGUUGAUGAUAAUCCUAAUGAUAGUUCGGGUGAAGCCUAUAAGUUAUGGAGAGAAAUACAAUCUUUUGAAUUUGUGUUUCACUUAUUUUUAAUAAAAGCUAUAUUGGGAAUAACAAAUACUUUGUCUCUAGCAGUGCAAAAGAAAGAUCAAGACAUUGUGAGUACAAUGAGUUUAGUGAAAACAUGCAAGGAAAACCUACAGUUGAUGAGGGAUAAUGAGUUCGAAGAAUUGGUUGAGCAAGCAUCUUCAUUUUGUGACAAACACGAUAUUACAGUUCCUACCAUGAAUGAGGAAUAUGUUAUUCCAGGGAGAUUACGGCGUAAUGCUCCAAUAAAGAUAAAUUAUGAUCGUUGUCGUGUGGAGAUCUUUGUUCAUGUAAUUGAUGGGCAACUUGCGAAAUUAAAUGAUCGCUUCAACAAGGUAAAUACUGAGUUACUUCCUUGUUUGGCGUGCUUGAGUCCGAAAAAUAACUUUGUAGCUUUUGACAAAAGAAAGUUAGUUCGUCUUGCUCAAUUUUAUCCUAAAGAUUUUUCGGAUCGAGACUUAUUGAUGCUUGAAGAUCAACUUGGUGUUUAUGUUCAUCAUAUGCAUUCAAGUAGUGAUUUCUCUCAAUUGGAAGGGAUUAGUAGUCUUGCAGAAAAAAUGGUGGAUAAAGGAAUGCAUGAAAUAUUUUCUUAUGUGUAUUUACUUCUUACAUUGGCUUUGGUUUUAUCGGUUGCAACUACUUCAGUAGAGAGGGCAUUUUCCGCCAUAAAUAUUUUUAAAAAAUCACUUCGCAAUAGAAUGGGAGAUCAAUGGUUGAAUGAUUGCUUGAUUGUUUAUGUUUACACCAUAAUCAACCGAGCAUACCUAGCAUCAAAGCGACUAGCACCGAGACAACCACGCCUUUUUCCUUGCCGAAGGAAGACACACUUCUGA
Prunus persica (peach) is the source of this 984-nucleotide messenger RNA. RefSeq lists its product as uncharacterized. The coding region runs from base 1 to 984 and encodes 327 amino acids. The record is from RefSeq and is a predicted model, not a curated record. The transcript has a single exon. Lineage: Eukaryota; Viridiplantae; Streptophyta; Magnoliopsida; Rosales; Rosaceae.